UUUUGGGGGUUUCUGGGUCACUUCCUGUUCAUCUUGGGGCAUUUACAGGUCACUUUCUGUUGAUUUUGAGACAUUUCUGGGUUACUUCCUCUUGAUUGUGGGGUUUCUGGGUCACUUUUUUUGGUCUUGGGGCAUUUCUGGGUCACUUCCUGUCGAUUUGGAGGCAGAAAAUGUACAUCCCAUCAUUGUAUUUAAAGGGGAAGUUCAGAAUUUUUGACGUAAGGCUUAAUCUUCAAGUUAGAGGGGGUUUAAAUAGUCGGUGGAGUUGAAUUCAACAAAUUCCGUGCAGUUUGUUCGUUAUUUGUUAGUUUCAGGGCUCCGGAGUGGCUAAGCUAGCACGAAUGGAUGGUGCCUGCUUACCAUACCAAUAAAAAAAACAACAUAUGCAUGCAUGAGAAUCAUCGAUGACCCAUGCUAUCAAUGGUGUUGACUAUGUUUUCAGGUUAAAGUUAUCAAAACUUACAAUUGCAUGUCAAUAAUUGUAGUAUGAGAAGGAACAUUUGCAAUCCAGCAGAAUUAGCUGAGGAGUGAAAACGCAUGUCCCCAUAGGUUCACAGUGCGCACAAGACAUCUAGCCUUAUAUAUGAUAUCUAUGAGGAAGAAUCUAUUCAAGUUUUUAAUACAUAUAAAAGAACGCAAAACGCAAUCAGGAGUAAGCAAACACUUGAUGUGAUCAGAUAGCCAAGACAAAUCUUUUUCUCUGAAUGGCUGCCUGCCAUUGAUGUCAAUAGACCUCUCGGGUUUUGAGACAUGAUCAUCCCGCACAUUUUGGUCAGAACACUGAGUCACCAUGGCAACGAGAGCGUUGCAACCGCAGACAGGAAGUGUUCUUAUCAGGACCGUACAGUGAUGUUAAACAGGAAAUGGGCCACAUACUUUCCACACAUGUGCAGCCGUCAGCUCUCUUCGGAUCGUUAGCUCGCUACCCAUCAUGCACGGCGCCUCCCCAGAUGUCAAGUCCUCCGCAUCUGGAACGUGUCAGACCUCGCCUUGAACUAGACCUAGUGACUACCAGAAGAAAAACAAGAAGAUGAGUUUCUGGAGCAGAAGAAAGAAGUGGUCAUGGGCGCCGCUUUUGUGUCUGGUCUGGCUGCUGUGUACUGUCCUCGGCGUGUCAUCGUACCCCAAUGUCACUGAGGAAUGUUCUGGCAUGUCUAUGCGUCUCCGGGCCUUCCGGCUGCAGGUCCGCUGCAACGUGAGCGUUCUGAGCGAGAAGCAAGCGGAGGAGAUCCAAGCCCCGGCUAGCGUGUUGUACCUACCGACGCUGUAUCUCCUGGCCCUGGCGACGGGUCUCCCGGCCAACCUUCUGGCCCUUUGGGUCUUGGUCUUCAAAAGCAAGCGUCUGCCAUCCACCGUCUUGCUCAUCAACCUGACAGCGCUGGACUCCUUGCUACUGCUGGUGCUGCCCUUCCGCAUCGUGUACCACUUCCGAGGGAACCACUGGGAGCUAGGCGAGGCCUUCUGCCGGACGGUCACCGCCGUCUUCUACGGCAACACGUACGGUUCGGUGCUCUGCCUGGCGCUUGUGGCCGCGGACCGCUACGUAGCUUUGGCGCACCCGUUUGGGGCCAAGACCUUGCGCGGCCGGAGGACUUCUCUGCGGAUGACGGCGCUGGUGUGGGUGGCGACUCUGGCGGCCAUGUUGCCGCUGCUGUCAUCGCAGCAGACGUAUACUCUGGAGCGUCCCCGGAUCACAACGUGCCACGAUGCUCUGCCCCAGCGGGAGCAGGACCGCUUCUUCCUGCCUUACUUCGCCACCCUGUUCACAUUGGGCUUCCUCCUGCCCUCGGUGGUUUUCGUCUUCUGCCACUGCGGCGUCCUACGAGCCCUGCUGCCUGAGGGCGAGCGUUACGCUCGCGCCGUCCGGGUCACGCUGCUGGUGCUGCUGGUAUUUGUGGUCUGCGCACUGCCCAGUAACAUCCUCCUGCUCCUCACCUAUGCCGGCGACGGGGACGGCUUGGGCCAGGACGUCUACGUGCCGUACACGCUAAGCUUGGCCGUCAGCUCCUUCAGCAGCAGCGUCGACCCCUUUAUCUACUACUACGUGUCGGCCGACUUCAGGGACAAGGCCAAGGCCGUGCUGUGCUGCCGCGGCGAUGCUCCCGCGCCGGCCCGUACACCCGGCAAAGCAUCCAGCUCUUCGUACUCUUCCGGGAACAGGACAAAAGUCACCUUGAUGUCUGUCUCCACGCGCAACUGACAUCACUUGUCAGCAGUUCCAAACAGGACAUUGAAGGAAAACGAUAUUUUUGCUAACAUGCUAAUUGGAGUCAGGCCUACUUCUUUUGAUAGAUAUUAAAACCAUAGUGUAACCAACAAUAAAAUACAUCUAAAAUAUGAGUGCAUGAGAAAGAAUGUUUGUGCUGGAUGCAGGAAAUGAACGACUAAGGUUUAAAAAACAGGACAUAGUUGACGAUCCGCGUCACACCCUCGCCAUAUGAUAAUGGAAGGACAGAUAGUUCAGUUCUAAGCCGACGUCGUGUGCCCAGCCUGCCCACUCAAGGCUGGCGCCAAUAGAAGAUGAUCAGCGUCGCCCUGGAAAAUCAUGGUGGAAAAUAAUUAUUUUGUCAAUACUAAAAGUUCUCAACACUUUGUUAUGUACCCUUUGUUGGCAAUAACGAAGGCCAAACGUUUUCUGUAACUCUUCACAAGCCUUUCACACACUGUUGCUAGUAUUUUGGACCCUUCCUCCAUGCAGAUCUCCUCUAGAGCAGUGAUGUCUUGGGGCUGUCGUUGGGCAACACGGACUUUCAGCUCCCUCCACAGAUUUGGAGACUGGCUAGGCCACUCCAGGACCUUGAAAUGCUUCUUACGAAGCCACUCCUUUGUUGCCCUAGCUGUGUGUUUGGGAUCAUUGUCAUGCUGAAAGACCCAGCCACGUCUCGUCUUCAAUGCCCUUGCUGAUGGAAGGAGAUUUUCACUUAAAAUCUCUCGAUGCAUGACCCCAUUCAUUCUUUCCUUUACACAGAUGAGUUGUCCUGGUCCCUUUGCAGAAAAACAGCCCCAAAGCAUGAUGUUUCCACUCCUACACUUCACAGUGGGUAUGGUGUUCUUCGGAUGCAAUUCAGUAUUCUUUCUCCUCCAAACACGAGAACCUGUGUUUCUACCAAAAAGUUCUAUUUUGGUUUCAUCUCACCAUAUUACAUUCUCCGAGUCCUCUUCUGAAUCACCCAAAUGCUCGCUAGCGAACCGCAGAUGGGCCUGGAUGUGUACUUUCAUCAGCAGGGGGACACGUCUGGCAGUGCAGGAUUUGAGUCCCUGGCGGUGCAUUGUGUUACUGAUAGUAGCCUUUGUUACUGUGGUCCCAGCUCUCUGUAGGUCAUUCACUAGGUCCCCCCGUGUGGUUCUGGGAUUUUUGCUCACCGUUCUUGUUAUCAUUUUGACGCCACGGGGUGAGAUCUUGCAUGGAGACCAGAUCGAGAGUGGUCUUGUAUGUCUUCCAUUUUCUAAUAAUUGCUCCCACAGUUGAUUUCUUUACACCAAGCGUUUUACCUAUUGCAGAUUCAGUCUUCCCAGCCUGGUGCAGGUCUACAAUUUUGUCUCUGGUGUCCUUCGACAGCUCUUUGGUCUUGGCCACAGUGGAGUUUGGAGUGUGACUGACUGAAAUUGUGGACAGGUGUCUUUUAUACCAAUAAUGAGUUAAAACAGGUGCCAUUAGUACAGGUAACGAGUAAAACCUCGUUAGAACUCGUUAGAGGAAGUUAGACCUCUUUGACAGCCAGAAAUCUUGCUUUUUUGUAGGUGACCAAAUACUUAUUUUCCACUCUAAUUUGGAAAUAAAUUCUUUAAAAAUCAAACAAUGUGAUUUUCUGUUUUUUUUUCACAUUCUGUCUCUCAUGGUUGAGGUUACCCAUGUCGAAUUACAGGCCUCUCUAAUCUUUUCAAGUAGGAAAACUUGCACAUUGGUGGUUGACUAAAUACUUAUUUGCCCCACUGUAGGUGGCAUUUUUUUGGGGGUGAAAUUUUGGCCUAGAACUGGGUUAGGUGCGACAAAUUAGCUACGUAGGCUAACUAUAUAGAGAAGUUACGCUCCAAAUAAUCUGAAAAAAAAAAAUAGAUACAUGUAGUCCCUGGGUUACGAAUGAGUUCUGUUCGUAUGCUGACGACUUACGCCGAAUUUCCACAUGCAGUGGUAUGAAAAAGUAUCUGAACCUUUUGGAAUUUCUCACAUUUCUGCAUCAAAUCACCAUCAAAUGUUAGCUGAUCUUUGUCAAAAUCACACAGAUGAGAAAACAGUGUCUGCUUUAACUAAAACCACCCAAACCUUUAUAAGUUUUCAUAUUUUUAUGAGGAUAGCAUGCAAACAAUGACAGCAGGGGGGAAAAAUAAGUAAGUGAACCCUGUGCCUGAGGAGACUUAAAGAGCAAUUGAAACCAAUUUUUACCAAACAAUUUAAGUCAGGUGUGUGCCAAGGCCAGCCUAGGCCAUUUGGGGACCCUAAGCAAAAUAAUGCCAAUAUUUUUGGCCAACCAUUUCGUCACAGUGUACUGUGAAACCCAUACAUGCAAUCCAACGCAUAUGUCCAUAUUUUGUAUAUAAAUCAUUUUGUUGCACUGCAUACUUCAAACGUCUCACCCCAAAUGACAUGUAAUGACAAGAAAAUGGAUGUUUGCAUGGAUAAACGGCAAUGAGCACCACAUUAUUAACGAUGCUCUAUUAACAACGUAUAAAAUGAGGUUUCCAGAUUUAGGGCCACCUAGUGGUCAGGGGCCCUAAGCAGUUGCAUAGUCUGUGUAUAGGUUGGGCCGACCUUGGUGUGUGCCCAAUUGCUGAUGAGUUGUUUAAAGCUGCCCUGCCCACUAUAAAACACACACCUGGUAAGAAUUGUCUUGACAAGAAGCAUUGUCUGAUGUGCAUCAUGGCUCAGUCAAAAGAGCUGUCUGAAGAUUGUUGAUUUGUAGAAAGCUGGGAAAGGAUACAAAACCAUCUCUUAAAGUCUGGAUGUUCAUCAAACGACAGUCAGAGAAGCUGUCUACAAAUGGAGUGUUUGGCACUGUUGUUUCUCUCCCAAGGAGUGGCCGUCCACCAAAGAUGACGCUGAAACUUCAGCGCAGAAUACUCAGAGAGGUAAAAAUGAACCCUAGAGUGUCUGCUAAAGAAUUACAGAAAUCACUGGCACAGUCCAAUAUCUAUAUGCACACAUCAACUAUAUGUAAAACUAUGGCCAAGAAUGAUCUUCACGGGAGGACUCUAUGGCGGAAGCCACUGCUGUCUAAAAAAAAACAUUGUUGCUCAAUUAAUGUUCGCAAAAAGGCACUUGGACGCUCUACAGAAGUUUUGGCAAAAAAAAUUGUGGACUGAUGAAACCAAAGUUGAAUUGUUUGGGAGUAACACACAUCAAGUGUGGAGGAAAAAUGGAAGAGCUCACCAACAUUAACACCUCAUCCCCACCGUGAAGCAUGGUGGAGGGAACUUCAUGAUUUGGGGCUGUUUUGCUGCCUCAGAGACUGAACAACUUGCAAUCAUUAAUGGAAGAAUGAAUUAAAAAAAAAUAUCAGGAUGUUUUGCAGGAAAACCUGAGGCAGUGUGUCAGACAGUUGAAGCUAUAAAGAGGAUGGAUAUUUCAACAAGACAAUGAUCCAAAACACAGAAGUAAAUCAACUUCAGAAGAACAAAUUGCACAAUCUGGAGUGGCCAAGUCAAAGUCCAGACUUGAACCCCAUUGAGAUGCUUUGGCAUGACCUAAAGACAGCGAUUCAUGCCGAAUCCCAGGAAUGUGACUGAACUACAGCAGUUUUGUAGAGAAGAAUGGGCCAAGAUUGGUCCUCAUUGAUGACCCAGACUGAUCUGCAGCUACAGGAAGCGUCUGGUUGACGUUAUGGUGCCAAAGGGGCGUACAAAAUAUUAAAUGUGAUGGUUCACUUACUUAUUUUUCCCCCUUUUGUCAUCGUUUGCAAGGUGGUUUUA
This is a messenger RNA of Corythoichthys intestinalis (scribbled pipefish), 5907 nucleotides long. RefSeq names its product proteinase-activated receptor 4. The transcript is spliced from 2 exons. Gene Ontology annotation, biological process: thrombin-activated receptor signaling pathway; blood coagulation; phospholipase C-activating G protein-coupled receptor signaling pathway. The record is from RefSeq and is a predicted model, not a curated record. NCBI's taxonomy places the organism in Eukaryota, Metazoa, Chordata, Actinopteri, Syngnathiformes, Syngnathidae. Gene Ontology annotation, cellular component: plasma membrane. Bases 1031 to 2200 code for a protein of 389 amino acids. Gene Ontology annotation, molecular function: thrombin-activated receptor activity.